Messenger RNA from Cylindrotheca closterium, 999 nucleotides. The record is from the annotation of a GenBank genome assembly. NCBI's taxonomy places the organism in Eukaryota, Bacillariophyta, Bacillariophyceae, Bacillariales, Bacillariaceae.
AUGUCGGCAUCUCAAUUGCCUGGUGGUGAAUGCGCAAGCAUUCUUAAUAGUAGCGUCAACAAGAAGAACAUAGCCGAAUUCACAUGUCUGAAUGGGUUAAUCUCGACUCCUCUUGUGGAACAGUACCUGUUCCACAAUUCUCAGCUUCCGCGACCCCAUGUGGAUAGGAUGUCCCCAGAGGAGAAGAAGAAUCUGAAAGCCCACGUACCAGGUGAUCUCUACCAUAACAGCAAUGAUAGAAAGGCUGUUGCUACAAAAUUGAAGUCGGAGGACCCAGCUGCCGCAGCAGAAGUCAAAGCAGACCCACUCCACUACCAGGCAAGACAGAUUCUAUGGAAUAACUCCAACUAUCCUAAGAAUAUGAUUGAAGACAAGGAGGUCGUGGCCCUGAAAAUACAUCUGGAGAAAUUCCGUGCGAAGCUCGCCCGCGAAAUUAAAUUGAAGGUCGAAUCGGUGCUUGUCUUGGAGUUCAACAUUUUGAACCUGAAAGAUGAUCUGGGAAAUCCACUACAAACAUCCUCUCUAGACGACUUAAGGAUAAUGGUGACAUCCAAAGAGCAUGGCUCAGCGGUGAGAGAAGCCAUUGAGCACCUUUUCCAAUACACCCUAUGGCCUGCCAAAGGUAUGAGAGGUGCGAAGCACAACCAUGACGUCCUUGCUAAAACUUUAAGCGAAGCUGCCAAUCUCGUGUUCAUCACAUCGGGUAAAAGUUGCAUCAUCAAACAGAUUGGAGACCAGCUUAGGCAAGUAAAACGUAAAGUUCUGGGCAAAACAGGAAAGAACACAAAGAAGUCACCACAAUCACAUGAACAAUGUCCACCACUUGCUCCAACUACAACUAGAGCCAGCAUCCCUUGGCGAACAAAUAAUACCUUCCUUACCCACGCCCCACCAACCCACGAUCAAGCCUUCACACCCGAUCCAGCUGUCAACUACCUUAAAACCUCACCUCCUUACAACGAAUCGAACUUCAAUGAAUAUCCGGAGAUGAUCUUGUAG